GUGAGCGAAUUGCAGUUGCACAUGCAACCUAUACAUGCAAUCUAAUGCACAAAUUACCUUAUAAUUAAGUUUUAAAACUCUAUAUUUUAAAAAAGCUUUUUUAUUUUGUAUAAAGGCAGCUAGGGAAAAUAAGAUAUCUAACUACUGAAAGCAGAAUGUAAAUAAGGAAUAAUUGUUAUAAGACCAUGCAAUCACGUGUUUAAUACGACCGCCCUCUCUUGACUGGACUGAGCAGGUUACUGGCCUGAACCUGCAGACAGACAGUGGUAUAGACGUUUUCUCGUACGUAGUCUUACUAGAACAACACCUGUGUCAGUACUUGCAAUGGGGAGUUUGUACCUCUCAAGAUGCCGGUGUAUUGUUCGACAGGUCUACUCAGGCCUUCCCAGCAUGUUGCAGCGCCGGUACAGCCUCGAUAUCUCCCCGCAGCUCCUCCGGACUGAAGGCUUCAUAGACGGCCGCUGGGUGUCUGCUGCAUCCACCUUCCCUGUGUUUGAUCCAGCGACGGGAGAAGAGAUCGCAAAGGUGUCAGACUGCAGUACGAAAGAAGCUCAAGAUGCUGUCAAUGCUGCAUACAAAGCGUUUCACGUCUGGAAGAGUCGCACAGCUAAAGAGAGGAGCAUUUUGUUGCGGAAAUGGUUUGAUCUUGUCACUCAACACAAGGAUGAUCUUGCCAAGUUGAUCACAGCAGAAUGUGGGAAACCCAUGAUGGAGUCUCUUGGGGAGAUUGCAUAUUCGGCCUCCUUUCUGGAGUGGUUUUCUGAGGAGGCCCGACGUGUGUAUGGAGAUAUUGUUGCUCCGCCAGCCAAGGACCGCAAGAUCCUAUUACUCAAACAACCAGUGGGAGUGGCUUCCAUCAUCACACCUUGGAAUUUCCCCAGUGCCAUGAUAACCCGGAAGGUGGGUGCAGCGCUGGCAGUGGGUUGCACUGUAGUGGUGAAGCCGGCUGAGGACACGCCUCUCUCUGCCCUGGCCCUUGCUGAGCUGUCAGUUCAGGCUGGCAUUCCUCCUGGGGUGAUUAACGUGGUGCCCUGCUCAAGAGAAAAGACGCCUGCUGUGGGCGAACUGCUCUGCACUGACUCUCUGGUGGCCAAAAUCUCAUUUACUGGCUCCACAGCCACUGGCAAAACACUACUAAGACAUGCUGCAGGAACUGUCAAAAAGGUAUCCAUGGAGUUGGGAGGACAUGCCCCUUUCAUUGUAUUUGACAGUGCUGAUGUAGACAAAGCUGUUGCAGGAGUAAUGGGUUCUAAAUUCAGGAAUUCCGGCCAGACCUGCGUGUGCUCCAACCGCUUUCUGGUUCAGGCUGGUAUCCAUGAUGCAUUCGUGGAGAAGCUGGCAAAGGCUAUGGACGCAGAGCUGAAACUUGGCCAUGGCUCAGAGCCCACCACCACACAGGGACCUCUCAUCAACACCCGUGCCGCAGAGAAGGUGGAGAACCAGGUUGUAGAUGCUGUGGCUCAGGGGGCAAUCAUAGUUAGAGGUGGCAAGAGACUGGAGGGGUCCUUUAUGCAGCCCACACUACUGUCCAACGUCACCACUGACAUGCUCUGUAUGCAGGAGGAGACUUUCGGACCCCUUGUUCCUGUUGUUAAGUUCAGUACUGAACAGGAGGCACUUGCCAUUGCCAAUGCUUCUCCUGUUGGUUUAGCAGGUUACUUUUACUCUCGAGACAUUAGUCAGAUCUGGCGAGUGGCGGAACACAUGGAGGUGGGCAUGGUCGGGGUCAAUGAAGGUCUGAUCUCCACCACAGAAGCUGCUUUUGGUGGAGUCAAACAAUCUGGACUGGGCAGAGAAGGAUCCAAAUACGGCAUUGAUGAGUACCUGGAAGUGAAGUACAUGUGUUUUGGGGGACUCACUCCUUAAAAAACCCAGACAAUAAUUACUACCAGUUACAGCAGAUAUUACAGUGCAGUGGUAUUAAUAAUAUACUUGAACCAGACGGUAGACCAUUGCAGAAACAUUAAAGGAAUAGUUCACCCAAAAAUGAGAAUUCUCUCAUCAUUUACUCGCCCUCAUGCCAUCUCAAACACGUAUGACUUUGUCUUCUAAGGAACACAAACAAAGAUAUUUUGAUGGAUAUACUGUAUGAUGCCUGUUUGUCCAUGCAGUGUAAGUCAGUGGAGUCCACUAAUUCAUAUGACGAGAGUGGUUUAAUCCAUGUCUUCUGAAGGGAUACUAUUGGUUUUGGGUAAGAACAGACCAAAAUGUAACUCCUUUUUCACUGUAAAUCUUGACAUCUGCAGUCUCCUUGGCACAUGAAUGAGAGAAGCUUGAUUACACUCCCUAGCAUUUGAUGAAUGCGUAGAGCACGUGUACAGCACAUUUCUUCAAAAUAUCUUCGUGAGUAAAUGAUGAGAGAAUUAUCAUUUUUGGGUGAACUUUCCAUUUAAUCUUCAAAACACUGAACCAAACUACUCUCUCUGUCAAUAAGAUGUAACUGAAUAUGGACUAAAUGGAUUGAGGUUCUUAGUGAACAAAGUCCUUUCAAUGAGCUCGUUUACAUGGACACCAGAAAGCCAUCUAUUGUGAGAAAACGGCAUUCCUGUUAACAUGCAAUGUGUUUGGGGGGCCUGGGUAGCUCAGUGGUAAAAGACGCUGGCUACCACCCCUGGAGUUCGCUAGUUCGAAUCCCAGGGUGUGCUGAGUGACUCCAGCCAGGUCUCCUAAGCAACCAAAUUGGCCUGGUUGCUAGGGAGGGUAGAGUCACAUGGGGUAACCUCCUCGUGGUCGCUAUAAUGUGGUACGUUCUCAGUGGGGCGCGUGGUGAGUUGGGUGCAGAUGCCGCGGUGGAUGGCGUGAAGCCUCCACAUGCGCUAUGUCUCCGUGUCAACGCGCUUAACAAGCCACGUGAUAAGAUGCGUGGGUUGAUGGUCUCAGACGUGGAGGCAACUGGGAUUCAUCCUCCGCCACCCGGAUUGAGGCAAACCACGAGGACUUAAAAGCGCACUGGGAAUUGGGCAUUCCAAAUUGUGUGAAAAAGAAAAAAAAAAAACAUGCACUGUGUUUGCAGCUUUCUCUUUACCCACGUAUACAUGCGGCUAGGUCAGUAAGCAGCUUUCUCCCCUUUAACUGCACUAACACUUGUGUAAAUAACAAACAUGAUAUCCGAAGACUUCUCUAUUUUAUUCUCUGUUGCUUCACUUUAUUUCCAGGUAUUCCAGAGUUGUUGCCAUGUUUGUUUCCUUGACUUUCUAUCGCAACCUGCAGCGGAAUUGCACUGCAAUAGAGCGCAACAGUUUUUGCCUUUUCAGCCAUACGUGUUCCAGAAGUAUUUUUCCCAUUCAUUUUUUACAUUGGCUUUUCAUAAAAAUCCUUCAUAAAAGAGUUCUAAGCCAUGAACCAAACCAACCAGCUCUAAGGUGAAUUACAAUACACACUUUAAUUUGAAGCAGAAAAGUAUUUGAAAAUCGUUUAAUAAGAUAAAGGUACAAGACUGUAUACUUACUGUCGUUCACGAGGGUAUGAACUACAAUCCCAUGAAGCAUUGUGAAUGAUGUAAUCGAAUAAAAAACCAUGGAAAUAUACAAAACUAUUGAUUUUAGGUUGUUUUUUAUAAGUAUAGAAACAGUGUAUUUUAAAGUUACUGCAAAGUAUUCUGAUAUAUACAAAUAUAAAUUUUAGGGUGUAAUGAGACCGACUCAAAUGGAAGUGGGCACUCGCUGCUUGACUUGUUUGAUGGGCUAUGUUGGCCGUGGUUCUCUGAUUUGUGGAUCUUUCUCUGCUGGACCAUGGGUAAUGUAGUUGUUCACCUGGAAUUCCGCUAUUAAACAAUUUUUAAACAAUAAAGUUGAAAUAACAUGGACUGAUGGUUUCAACAAGGCACAUACCGUCGAUGAACAACCUCUGAGUUUAUGGUAGGUCUGUCUUUAAAAGUUUAUAAGUUAUCGUUGAAAAUCAGUUAGUCUAUGGAAAAAAUGAAUGGGGUUUUACUUCCGGAACCAGACUGUUGCGCACUAUAGUGGAAUUUCCCUCUUACGUAAAACACAGAGAUUCCCCCAGUGUACUUUAGCGCAUAUACACAGACGUGAGGUACAGUAGUCGAUAUUUUUAAUCUGUGUGUAUAAAUGGGUUUAUUUUAUAGUGGAUGUGCUUUUCCUUUUUCCCAACUGUUCUCCCAAAAAUGUUGAAUACAAAACACCGCCUUCUGCAAAAACCCUGGAAUAAACCGUUUUCUUGUGCAUGUAAAUGUGGUCAAUGAAGGGAUAUUUGUUGUCAAAAUGAGUUGUACAAAAAUUGACCUCCUUGAGGUCAUGUCCGUCAUCCAUCAUAGUUGAUUUAUGUAACCAUGUAGCUCUGAAAUAAGAUUGACCUGAUUCAUGCAGGCACUGAAAUAAGCAAAAUAUACUUGCGCGGGAAAUGAUACUGUAGGUUUUUAAAAAUAGUUAACAAGCUCCUAUAGAGCCCUAAAUGUAAUCCUUAACCUACCCCUUUUCUUAUUCCUGAAUCUGAUUGGUUAAUAGGAAUGUUGUUCCUGGACCAAAAAGGUUGGUACCAUUUUAAACAUAGAUCCAGAGACCAUUUUUGAUAGCAGUACCACAUUUCAACUGAAGCUGAACUUAACUAGCGCAGCCAGAUCAUUCACUAAACCUAUUUCUACAUUUACUCUUAACAAUAGACACAAUGCUUGAAAGGGUAUUUUAAAAAUGAUGCUAGCAACAGUACAUCUCAGGCUGAUGCCUGUAAAUGUAUAGAUGAAAAAGUUAAACUUGAUAUGGGUUUAUUUUGCUAAGUGCUCUAUUUUUGUAAUUCUACAAAAAAGGUGUUGGUAAGACUGUUAAACAUGAAACAUUGACUGUGAUGGGAUAUAUUUGGGUGCUUAUGCUGCUGGAUAGAAAAAGUUUUGUUUCAAGGUAUUGUCUAGCAAGUUAUUAAUUGUCUAAAAACAAUGUCUUUUAAGGCCAAAUGUUGUCCCAGUGCCAGUGCAAUUUAAUUAUGUUUGUAUUGCUUUAAUUGUAAAUAUUAAUUCUCUAUUAAUAUACAUUAAGGUAUUGUUAUUGUGUAUUGUAAUGUAUGUGGAAAAAAAGAAAUGUUUUUCUAAUCUCCGAAGAAUUGAAAUUCUGCAGAUAAGAGCAUAAACGCACAAAAACUAGGCAAUAAAGCUAAUGGCAUCUAAAUAA
Myxocyprinus asiaticus (Chinese sucker) is the source of this 5120-nucleotide messenger RNA. RefSeq names its product succinate-semialdehyde dehydrogenase, mitochondrial-like. The record is from RefSeq and is a predicted model, not a curated record. NCBI's taxonomy places the organism in Eukaryota, Metazoa, Chordata, Actinopteri, Cypriniformes, Catostomidae. Gene Ontology annotation, molecular function: succinate-semialdehyde dehydrogenase (NAD+) activity. The transcript has 10 exons. Gene Ontology annotation, biological process: GABA catabolic process. Bases 325 to 1866 code for a protein of 513 amino acids.